This is a messenger RNA of Sturnus vulgaris (Common starling), 1047 nucleotides long. RefSeq names its product PDZ and LIM domain 2 (gene PDLIM2). Lineage: Eukaryota; Metazoa; Chordata; Aves; Passeriformes; Sturnidae. Gene Ontology annotation, molecular function: muscle alpha-actinin binding; actin binding. Gene Ontology annotation, cellular component: filamentous actin; Z disc; stress fiber. Gene Ontology annotation, biological process: muscle structure development; heart development; actin cytoskeleton organization. The record is from RefSeq and is a predicted model, not a curated record.
AUGCCGGUGACAGUGACACUACCCGGCCCGGCCCCGUGGGGCUUCCGCAUCUCCGGAGGAAGAGAUUUCGGGAAGCCCAUCACUGUCUCCAAGGUGACAGAGCACGGGAAGGCGGCCACGGGUGACCUCCGGCCGGGGGAUGUCAUUGUCACCAUCAAUGGAGAGAGCACGGCUGAGAUGCUCAACGUGGAGGCGCAGAACAAGAUCAAGCAGAGCCCGGGGCAGCUCCGGCUGGAGGUGGAGAGGUCCCCUGUGCCACCUCCCAGCCACACCAACGGGGACACCUCUCCGGAGAGGUUGGCCACGCGCUUCCAGGACACGCUGUGGAUGCGGAGUGAGAGCCAAGGUGCCCUGAGAACCCUCGACCCCAGCCUGGCAUCCCUCACCCACCCACCUGGCAGUGCCAGCUCACAACCCUUGGAGCAGGAGUUCACCUGUCCCGGCCUCCACCAGGAGCGAGGACGCCUGAGCCGCCAGAACAGCUCCCAGGGGCCCGUCCUGCCUCCACCCCCCUGCCCACCCCCAGCGGAGCUCGGAGCCCCCCAAAACCCUUGGGAAACCCUCGGGGAGAGGCGCCUCUCCUCCUCCUCUCCCAACACCUGCCACAGCCAGGGCUCGGAGCCGGCCAUGAAGCGCUUGGAGGAGGACUCGGAGGUUUACAAGAUGCUACAGGAGAACCGGGAGCUGCGGGCGGCCCCGCGGCAAUCCAGCACCUUCCGCCUGCUCCAGGAGGCUCUGGAGGAUGAGGAAGGAGGAGCCCCCUUCCCCAGCCGGCUCUCGGCCGGUGCCCGCAGGCCCGUGGCCGGGGUGCAGAAGCUGCACGUCUGUGAGAAGUGCGGGAGCAGCAUCGCGACACAGGCGGUGCGGAUCCAGGACGGUCGCUACCGGCACCCGUCCUGCUACACCUGCGCCGACUGCGGCCUCAGCCUGAAGAUGCGCGGCCACUUCUGGGUGGGGGACGAGCUGUUCUGCGAGAAACACGCCCGCCUGCGCUACCAGGGACCCCCGGGCGGGCCCGUCCCCCGCCCUGUGUCCCCUCGCUCCUGA